Molecule: messenger RNA, 3496 nt
Organism: Rhinolophus ferrumequinum (greater horseshoe bat)
Lineage: Eukaryota; Metazoa; Chordata; Mammalia; Chiroptera; Rhinolophidae
Gene: MMS19
Product: MMS19 homolog, cytosolic iron-sulfur assembly component
Biological process (GO): iron-sulfur cluster assembly
Cellular component (GO): MMXD complex; cytosolic [4Fe-4S] assembly targeting complex
Source: RefSeq, a predicted model, not a curated record
GUACCACCGCCCACUUCCCCUCCCACGGUCUCUAGUUCGCGUCAUGGCCGCCGCCGCCACUCUGGAGGCGGUGGCUCCCACAGGCGCCCUGCGGGGCCUCGUGCACGACUUCGUCAUGGGUCAGCAGGAGGGCCCCGCUGACCGAGUGGCUGCAGGUGUGAAAUCUGGAAGCUAUACAGUGUUACAAGUGGUGGAAGCCCUUGGGUCCUGUUUAGAGAAUCCAGAACCCCGAACUCGGGCACGAGGAAUCCAGCUUUUGUCACAGGUGCUACUUCAGUGUCACUCCUUGCUCCUGGAGAAGGAAGUGGUACACCUGAUCCUAUUCUAUGAGAAUCGGCUGAAAGACCAUCAUCUUGUGAUUCCAUCUGUUCUGCAUGGUUUGAAGGCACUUAGCCUAUGUGUGGCGCUGCCCCCAGGGCUGGCUGUCUCUGUGCUUAAAGCCAUCUUCCAGGAGGUCCAUGUACAGUCCCUGUCACAGGUGAACCGACACACUGUCUACAGUAUCAUCAGCAACUUCAUGCGAACCCGGGAUGAAGAGCUGAAGGGCCUAGGAGCUGACUUCACCUUUGGCUUCAUCCAGAUGAUGGAUGGGGAAAAGGAUCCCCGUAAUCUUCUGAUGGCCUUCCGCAUCGUCCAUGACCUCAUCUCCAGGGACUAUACCCUGGAACCCUUUGUGGAAGAGCUGUUUGAAGUGACAUCCUGUUAUUUCCCUGUUGAUUUUACCCCUCCACCUAAUGAUCCCUAUGGUAUCCAGAGAGAAGAUCUCGUCCUGAGUCUCCAAGCAGUGCUGGCAUCCACAGCACAAUUUGCUGAGUUUCUGCUGCCCCUGCUGAUUGAGAAAGUGGAUUCCGAGAUUCUGAGUGCCAAGCUGGAUUCUCUGCAGACUCUGAAUGCUUGCUGUGCUGUGUAUGGACAGAAGGAACUGAAGGACUUCCUCCCCAGCCUUUGGGCUUCUAUCCGCAGAGAGGUGUUCCAGACAGCAAGUGAGCAGGUGGAGGCCGAGGGCCUGGCUGCUCUCCGCGCCCUGACUGCCUGUUUGUCCUGCUCUGUGCUGAGGACCGAUGCUGAGGAUCUCCUUGACUCCUUCCUUAGCAGCAUUCUACAGGACUGCAGGCACCAUCUAUGUGAACCGGACAUGAAACUGGUGUGGCCUAGUGCCAAACUGCUGCAGGCAGCGGCAGGUGCCUCUGCCCGGGCCUGUGACCACAUCACCAGCAACGUUCUGCCUUUGCUGCUGGAGCAGUUCCACAAGCACAGUCAGAGCAACCAGCGGCGGACAAUCCUGGAAAUGAUCCUGGGUUUCUUAAAGCUGCAACAGAAAUGGAGCUAUGGAGACAAGGGGGAGAGGCCUCUGAGUGGCUUCAAGGACCAGCUGGGCUCAGUUGUAUUCAUGGCCCUGGCAGACCCCAACGCCCAGCUUCAGCUUGUUGGCAUCCGUACACUCACAGUCUUGGCUGCCCAGCCAGAUCUCCUGUCUUCUGGAGACUUGGAGCUGGCAGUGGGUCACCUAUACAGAUUGAGCUUCGUGGAAGAGGAUUCCCAGAGUUGCAGGGUGGCAGCACUGGAAGCAGCAGGACACCUGGCCACUCUUUACCGUGCCUUCAGCAGCUACCCUAGUACCCAAGCUGCUGAGGAGCUGUGCGUGGGGGAGUUGGAUUUGGCUAGAGAGGAUGAGGCCAACAAAUGCGCCCGGCAUCUGCGCUGUCUGCAAGCCUUGUCAGCUGUAUCAACACAUCCCAGCAUUGUUAAGGAGACCCUGCCUCUGCUGCUGCAGCAUCUCUGCCAUUUGAACAAAGGGAAUAUGGUGGCAGGACCCAGUGAAGUUAUCGCUGCCUGUCAGAGCCUCCAGCAGCUGGCAGAAAACUGCCAGCCGGACCCCGAGAGCUGCUGGUAUUUCCACCAGACAGCGGUGCCUCGCCUGUUUGCCUUGGCGGUGCAGGCUUCCAUGCCAGAGAAGGAGCACUCAGGUAUAAGGAAAGUGCUUUUGGAGGAUGAGGUCUUGGCUGCCAUGGUGUCUGUCAUUGGCACUGCCACCACCCACUUAAGCCCUGACUUAGCUGCCCAGAGUGCCGCCCACAUUGUGCCCCUCUUCUUGGAUGGCAACAUCUCCUUCCUGCCUGAAAACAGCUUCCCUUGCAGAUUCCAGCCAUUCCAGGAUGGCUCCUCAGGACAGGCGAGGCUGGUUGCACUGCUUAUGGCCUUUGUCUGCUCCCUGCCUCGAGAUGUGGAAAUCCCUCAGCUGAACCAACUCAUGCGGGAGCUUUUAGAGCUGAGCUGUUGCCACAGCUGCCCCUUCUCCUCCACUGCCGCUGCCAAGUGCUUUGCAGGACUCCUCAACAAGCACCCUGCAGGACAACAGCUGGAUGAAUUCCUACAGCUGGCUGUGGACAAAGUGGAGGCUGGGCUGGGCUCUGGGCCCUCUCGUAGUCAGGUCUUCACACUGCUUCUCUGGGUAACAAAGGCCCUAGUGCUCAGAUACCAUCCUCUUAGUUCCUGCCUUACAAACCGGCUCAUGGGUCUCCUGAGUGACCCAGAACUAGGCCCAGCAGCAGCCGAUGGCUUCUCUCUGCUCAUGUCUAAUUGCACUGAUGUAUUGACCCGUGCUGGCCACGCUGAAGUGCGGCUCAUGUUCCGGCAGCGUUUCUUCACGGAUAAUGUGCCUGCUUUGGUGCAGGGCUUCCAGGCUGCUCCCCAAGAUGUGAAACCAAAUUACCUGAAGGGUCUGUCUCAUGUACUUAACAGUCUGCCUAAGCAUGUGGUCUUGCCAGAGCUGCCCACGCUGCUUUCCUUGCUGCUGGAGGCCCUGUCUUCCCCCGACUGUGUGGUACAGCUCUCCACCCUCCGCUGCCUUCAGCCGCUUCUAUUGGAAGCACCCCAAGUCAUGAGUCUUCACAUUGACACCCUCGUCACCAAGUUCCUGAACCUCAGCUCUAGCCCUUCCAUGGCUGUCCGGAUUGCUGCACUGCAGUGUAUGCACGCGCUCACUCGCCUUCCCACCCCUGUGCUGCUACCGUACAAACCACAGGUGAUUCGGGCCUUAGCCAAACCUCUGGAUGACAAGAAGAGACUGGUGCGCAAGGAAGCCGUGUCGGCCAGGGGAGAGUGGUUUCUGCUGGGGAGCCCUGGCAGCUGAGCCCUCUGUCCUGGCCUAGACUGUUCUGACAGACAAUCGAACCUGGAAUUACUAUCAGGCCAUCUUGGCAGGGCAGGAAGACCGCUGGCCUCUGCCUGCCUUUCCCACAGACACAGCACAAAUGCUGGACCUGUUACGUGGCUAUACAGGAAACAUGGGAAUCUUGAUUUACAACGGAUUUGUAAAGUAAUUAAGUGUGAGACUACUUGUGUUUGAAGAGAGAUCUUGAGGUUCCUCCAUUUGAAUGUCAGAAAAAGUGAGACACGCUGCUGAGCAGUGAGUGCAGCUGAGUGUAGCUCUGAGGAACCGGGAUGAUGCGUGUGUGUAUGUAUAUUGCUGGAGAAUAAAGCUUUCUUUUGAUAA